Messenger RNA from Mercurialis annua (annual mercury), 1553 nucleotides. RefSeq lists its product as uncharacterized. NCBI's taxonomy places the organism in Eukaryota, Viridiplantae, Streptophyta, Magnoliopsida, Malpighiales, Euphorbiaceae. The coding region runs from base 59 to 1546 and encodes 495 amino acids. The transcript has a single exon. The record is from RefSeq and is a predicted model, not a curated record. Gene Ontology annotation, cellular component: Fanconi anaemia nuclear complex. Gene Ontology annotation, biological process: interstrand cross-link repair.
CGCGUCCACAAUAUAUUUCCCGGCAAACAGAAUUGAGAAACAACGACGGAGAAAAAUCAUGGAGCAAUGGAUUCCAUUAUUCCACAUAUUUCUCAACUCUUCAACUCCAGAAACCGAAGCUUCUAUUUGGUUAAAUCAAUCAUUCAAUGCCUCAUCUUCAUCAACAACCCCAAUUACUACCUCAUCUUUCCUCUCUUUACUUACCAAACCCAUUAACGCCGUCGUCAGUUCUUCUUCUUCUCCGACAACAAAGCGGGUCAUGUUUAUACAGACGUUACCCGAUAUGGUUCAGUCCAGAAUUCUGUCAUUUCUUGCUUUAGAACAUCAGAGGUUCUGUAAAAGAGACCUAACUAGGUUAGCCAGGAGUCUUUUAACUGAUAGUUUAGCGGUUGAUUUCUGGGUGAGCACUGCUGCUCGUAACCUGCUUGACCUAUUGUCUGACUCGAACUAUGAAUGGAUUUCUGGUUUCAAUAUGGAUUCUGGAGAAGAGAGAUUUGGUGAUGAAGAAUUUGAGUCACUGCCUAGUUGGCUUAAGGAUAAGGUAGGGGAUGAUGAUGAGAUGGUUUUCCCUUGGCUGCCUGUGUCUCUUGAUGAAUUGAAUUCAAGAGAAUUGUUUGGCAGUCAACGGGAUUCGAUAUUGAGUCAAUUCGGAGAAUGUGCAGGGGAUAGUUUGGAUCAAGCUGUGAAGGAAAUGGAGAUUGAUGGUCCUAUAAAUACUCUGUUAACGGACGAAAUCCGAGAUUCUGCAGCUACUUUGAGAGCUCAGGUUUUGAAUUUUGAGUCUUGUUCUAAAAUGGUAGAAUUAGCGAAUAAAAUUCGCCAGCUCUGUUUAGACAAAGGACAUGGAGAUUCCUUUGCGAUUCUGGGUUUGAUUGAACCUUGGAAAGCAGAUGAUGAAAUUGCUUCGAUACUUAUGUCUCAUUUAUUGAACCCGGGUGAUCAUGAAGAGCUUGCUUGGCCAAGCCAAGUUCUUAGUUCGAUUGUUCUUCCAAAGAUGCUGGUUCUCGAAGAAUCAGCUUCUCGUGUGCUAGUGAGUGCGAUGGUAGAUUACUGCAAACUUCACCAAAGAGCUGCUGAAUAUGCAUUGUUGUUUCCACUGAUGAUGAGAAUUGGUGGUAUCAAUAAUUUUAUAUGCGAUGUGAUUACAAGGAUCGUCAAGGAAUGCUUGCAUCCGGUCCAUGUUUCUUCUUUUUGCCAGAAGCUGUUAUGCAGAGGAGAAAGUGAAAAAAAACUGAUUUGUCUUCCUUCCCACAAAGGCUUGAUAUCCGAUGAACUGGUAUGGACAGAAUCAAUUUUUAUACUUUUACAUAAUAUUUUGAAUCUUAAUAUUCAGUUAACUCAAGAUUCAGUUGAUCAGCUUGUUUUGCAAGCUCAUGAACUUGCUCAAAGGUUCUCGAAAUCCCUAAGAUUCGGGAAUUUCUUGUUAUGUUUAGUUACUAAAUGUUCUUCGCUAUUGACAUCUCAUAAGCUUUUACUGACCAAAGCAGUUGAGCAGACCAAUACUCUUGUUACUAAAUCUAUAUUAUCAAAAUUAGCCAGCUUCUAGCUUCCAA